Molecule: messenger RNA, 1534 nt
Organism: Limanda limanda (common dab)
Lineage: Eukaryota; Metazoa; Chordata; Actinopteri; Pleuronectiformes; Pleuronectidae
Product: oocyte zinc finger protein XlCOF20-like
Exons: 2
Coding region: 141-1376 (411 amino acids)
Biological process (GO): regulation of DNA-templated transcription
Molecular function (GO): RNA polymerase II cis-regulatory region sequence-specific DNA binding; DNA-binding transcription factor activity, RNA polymerase II-specific
Source: RefSeq, a predicted model, not a curated record
CCCACCAAGCAAAAACUGACUGUGCUCUUUGUGUGAAAAAAUUCAGCACCACAAAAAAGUUGGUAAUUCAUUUGAAGCACUGUCACAACAACACAUUUUUUUGUGAAUUGUGUGGCAACGUGUUUGCCAGUAGUAAUGCUAUGAAGAUCCAUGAGGAAAUGCACAUGGGCAGGAAAGCAAUUCAGUGUCAAGAGUGUGGCGAAACAUUUAAGAGUACAGAUCAUCUCGUUGUCCAUGUUCGGCGCCAUACAGGGGAAAAACCGUAUCAGUGUGAGAUUUGUGGUCAAUGUUUUCCCAAAAUUGGAGGGUUGAGGACACACAGGAAAAAACACACAGUGAGUCCACUAACCAGCAGCACCACAGAGCCAGGAGUCCAAAGUGUGAUGCAGCCAAACCCAGGACCCUCACAAAGCACCGCAGACCUGGACUGUAAAGACUGGAACAUCAGCCCGGUAGACACAGACCUGAAGCUUUGUCAGAUAAAAGAGGAACUUGGGGACGAGAGUCAAACACAGGAGAUUGUUUUUCCUUCUCCUGAAAUUAUGAAAAGUGAGCAAGAACAGCCAGAGAUACAAGUGUCACAUGAAAUGCAGCCAGGUCCAUGGAACUGCUCUGCAGUGAAGACUGAGAACAACGACCGUGAUGAGGAGCUGCUCGACAGCCAAGCUGUAUUGCCUAAUGAGAAACUUUCCACCAAAAAUCUGAAAGACCGCGAGGUUUGUCAUUGGUGUGGCCAGUCAUUUAAGCUUAUAGGCUGCUUGACGAAACACAUUAAAAGACACAAAUCAUUAACUUCCUGUGACGUUUGUGGGACAGAAUUCCAAUCCACGAAACUGUUGGUACUUCAUUUGAAGCAUUUUCACAAAAAUACAUGGUUUUGUGAAGUUUGUGGCAACAAGUUUAGAAAUGGCAGUUCUUUGAAGAUUCAUGAGAGAAUGCAUACAGACAUGAAAGAGUUUCCUUGUCAAGCGUGUGGCAAAACAUUUAGCAGUAGCGAUCAUCUGGUUGACCACGUGCGCACCCAUACUUGGGAAACCCCGUAUCAGUGUGAUAUCUGUGGAAAGGCGUUCAGUCAGAGCCAGGACCUCACAGUCCAUAAAGAAAGCCAUUCUGACAAAAUGCCGCAUGGUUGCAGCCUGUGUGGCCAGCGUUUUGAUAAGAAAACCACUCUCAAAUCACACAUGAGACGCCAUUCAGGGGUAAACUCGUACCCGUGUGAUCUUUGCGAUAAACGUUUUUCCCAACCUGGAAUGUUGAAGAGCCACAGGAGAACGCACCAGAGGAGGUUUACCUGUCAAGUUUGUGGCAAGCUAUACCAGUCUCAAAAGACUGUUAAGGUGCAUAUGAGAUCUCAUGAAAUGUCAGAUGCCGAGUGAAAACAGUUGAAUUCACCUGACCUUCUCACUUUAUAACAUUGUUAAGAGAAGGGCUAUGUAAAGAAAGUUUAAGUACUGUUAUUGUAUGGCAUAGAUUCUGUGUGAGUUGGAGAAGAAAGGUUUACAUGUGUUACAUGAUUGUUAAUGGUUUAUAUAUA